Messenger RNA from Syngnathus acus (greater pipefish), 1476 nucleotides. RefSeq names its product COPI coat complex subunit epsilon (gene cope). Gene Ontology annotation, molecular function: structural molecule activity; protein binding. The record is from RefSeq and is a predicted model, not a curated record. Gene Ontology annotation, cellular component: COPI vesicle coat. The transcript is spliced from 10 exons. NCBI's taxonomy places the organism in Eukaryota, Metazoa, Chordata, Actinopteri, Syngnathiformes, Syngnathidae. Bases 42 to 950 code for a protein of 302 amino acids. Gene Ontology annotation, biological process: endoplasmic reticulum to Golgi vesicle-mediated transport; intra-Golgi vesicle-mediated transport; retrograde vesicle-mediated transport, Golgi to endoplasmic reticulum.
CGUCAUUUAGCUACGUGUCAGGAAGCGCUGUUGUAUUCAACAUGGCGGCGCAACAGACUGAUGUUGACGAGCUUUUCGAUGUGAAAAAUGCCUUUUAUAUCGGCAGUUAUCAACAAUGUAUCAACGAAUCUCAGAAAUUGAAGAAUUCAACACCAGAAAAGGAGACGGAAAGGGACACGUUCUUGUACAGAGCAUACAUUGCCCAGAGAAAGUAUGCAGUCGUCAUGGAUGACAUCAAGGCUAACUCUGCUCCUGAGCUCCAAGCUGUCAGGAUGUUUGCUGAGUAUCUCUCAAGUGAAAGCAAACGGGAUGCAAUAGUGGAUGAUCUGGACAAGAAAAUGGCAAAGAGCGUGGAUGCUGCCAACACCACGUUCCUCAUCAUGGCUGCUUCUAUCUACCACCAUGCGGCGAACACUGAUGCUGCUCUCAGGACUCUUCAUCAAGGAGAAAGCCUGGAGUGCAUGGCCAUGACAAUUCAGGUGCUGCUUAGUCUGGAUCGUGUUGACUUAGCAAGGAAGGAGCUGAAGAAGAUGCUGGAACAAGAUGAGGAUGCAACGCUAACCCAGCUCGCCACCGCUUGGGUUAAUUUGGCUGUGGGUGGAGAGAAGCUACAAGACGCCUACUACAUUUUCCAGGAGAUGUCCGACAAGUACUCCUCGACGGUGCUGCUUCUCAAUGGGCAGGCAGCCUGCUACAUGGCGCAGAACAAGUGGGAGGAGGCCGAGGGAGUGCUACAGGAAGCGCUCGACAAAGACAGCAGCCACCCUGAGACGUUGAUCAACCUGGUUGUGCUGACUCAGCACCUCGGAAAAGCCCCAGAGGUGACCAAUCGGUACCUCUCUCAACUCAAAGAUGCACACCGGGCCCAUCUGUUCCUCAAAGACUAUUUGUCCAAGGAGAAUGAGUUUGACAGGCUAGCAAUGCAGUAUGCGCCCACCGCCACAGCAUAAUGGCUCUCGAUGGUCCUCAAGUUAACUUUCUACUUUCCCCCCUGUGAUUAAUCUGAAAACCUUAUUUUGAUGUUUUAUAUGAAGACAAUGUGUUGAAAUGAAACCUACACGCCCCCCCCAGACGAGUGGAAAUCCCUGUAUUAUUUCUCCAUACAAUAACUGGUCAUUCAACAUAUUAGAAAGUCUUCUAAAGAUAACAAUUGGUCACUGAAGAAAGAUAUUAAGCAUUAUUUAUAUUGGAAUUGCAGUUUUGGAGUGAUGUAGGUAGGGAUUUAGGGAUGUGGGGUAAGAGCUGUACUUUAUUUGGUUGGGUUAUCUGCACUGAGCUGCAACAAAAAUGUUGGAAAACUGCUCUUAAUAAGAACACCACUGCAAACCACAACCACAUCAAUAAGCAUUGUUCAAUCCACAGCACACUUGGAUACCUUUAGAUCUCAGUAUGCGUACAUUUUAUGCGUUUGCGUAAAACAUUUGUGAUUAAAGUCAUUUAAUUCCAUGGUAGCGUUAAUAAAUGGUCAACACGUGU